AUAUGCCCGAACCCGAUGCGUGAUCGCGUGUAUUUAUAUGAUCUGCCCAUCCGUUCCGAUUCACGCCAUAAAGACGCAAAUUUCAGUUUCUGGAGCGGUUUGAAGUUCCAAUUGGCCGGACGGAGCGAGGGAAGAACAAGGAAGAAAAUGUCGUCGUCGGAGAUCUUAGUCCAUCGGGAACACGCCGAGAUCCACCAGGGGGAGGCCAUCUGCAAGAAGAAGUCGAAGGAGCUGCUGGAGAAGAUGUCGCUGCCCAAGGGCCUGCUCCCCCUCGAGGGCCUCGUCGAGGUCGGCUACAACGACGCCACCGGCUUCAUCUGGCUCACCAAGAAGUCCAAGACCGAGCACACCUUCCGCAAGAUCGGGCGCAGGGUGUCCUACGACACGCACGUCACCGCCUUCGUGGAGGAGCGCCGGAUGCGGCGUCUCACCGGCGUCAAGAGCAAGGAGCUUUUCAUUUGGGUGUCCAUCUCCGAUAUCCACAUCGGCGACCCUGCUUCCGGUAAGAUCACCUUCGCCACUGCUACCGGCAUGUCCAGAUCCUUCCCCGUCUCCGCCUUUGAAGACGAUGAAGAAGAGAAUGGCAAAUGAACCACUUUUUCCUAUUGCUUUUCCUGUCUUCUCUCUUCUUUUUGGGAUUGGGAUUAAAUUUCAGUGUUUUAAUUGAUGAAUGUUAUUAAUGGGUUGUGUUAGGGCUCUUGGCCUUUGUGGAUUGGGGAUAGAAGAAUAUUGUAAUGUUAGGCUCUUUUCUGGUACGUUACGUUACUUGAGCUCUGUUUGGCUCUUUUAUUAUAUUGCACCUUUGAAAGGUUUUAUUAUUUUUUAUGCAAAAAAAAGGACCUGAUGUGUGUAUAUCAAAGUCUUAAGUCAAGAAGUAUUUUUAGUUCUAGAAA
Messenger RNA from Diospyros lotus (date-plum), 893 nucleotides. RefSeq lists its product as uncharacterized. The record is from RefSeq and is a predicted model, not a curated record. Lineage: Eukaryota; Viridiplantae; Streptophyta; Magnoliopsida; Ericales; Ebenaceae. The transcript has a single exon. Bases 16 to 591 code for a protein of 191 amino acids.